Molecule: messenger RNA, 1548 nt
Organism: Aspergillus pseudotamarii
Lineage: Eukaryota; Fungi; Ascomycota; Eurotiomycetes; Eurotiales; Aspergillaceae
Exons: 2
Coding region: 1-1548 (515 amino acids)
Source: RefSeq, a predicted model, not a curated record
AUGGGUUGUAGAGGACUGUGGAAUUUACACAUCCAUGGAAAAUGGUACCGCUCCUAUCAUCCUCGGGCACUGAUAAGCCAUCCGGAUGAUAAACGGAUAUGGCGAACAGUUAAAGAAGUACUUGAUAAGCCCUUUGAUCUGAAGGGGUGGGUGCUAUCUCCCUGCCCCAGUCCGAUUCAUUCAAAUUUAGAUUAUGUCUACACUAUCGACCACGUUGCAGGUGUUUUCAUAAUCUCGCUAUGGGGAGAGCCCGACGGUAUCUUGGUACCUACAGCGAUACGAAUCGACCUAGCUAGAUUCCAUGAAGAUGAUUUCAGCCUCUCCAUCAACCAUCCCCUCCCACGGCCUGAGUACUUGGUCGGAGAUGGUACUAGCGUGGUCCAUGGGUCCCACUAUGAACCACUAGAUUCUGAGAUGCUUACUUUCGACUUUGGCAUCCCUACUCCUAUGAACGAGUUACAGGAGCUAUUGUUUACCGACUUUGUCUUUCUUUGGCGCUUCUAUAUUGAUGACCCCUUGACAUGGAGAUGUAGUUCCCCGGUCUUCAAAUUGCUAUGUAUAGCCCUUCUACGUCUUGCUGCUUGGGAUCUUGAAGUAUCCCCAAAUUCCGACCUUGGGCACGUGGAACUUCCAAUCUCCUUCUCGUCUGUUCCCUCUUGGAGGUACCCCAAGGCAGACAUUUACUGGUUCCAUGGUUACCUUAUAGUAUUGCAUGAAGACAUCGGAUCUAAGGCUAUGAUAAGUGGAGCUAUUAUGAAAGCCAAAUCAUACAUUGACAAUCUCGAGUAUGAAUGCAAUGACGUCCACUUGAUCCUUAUCUCACCAUUUCAGGUGGCUUUCGUGGAGUUGCUCCAAGGCACUAUCAUGACUUCCAAAAGCCUAGCCUUAUUGACAAAUGCGUCGGCAAACCAAUGCUCGCCCGGCUUUCGUGCGCUUGUCCGGGUUCUAACAUCAGACCGCCGGAUAAAGUAUCACGCCUAUAGAGAGACGUGGGAGUAUAAUAUACCACCAGAAAUGCUUCAAAGACUGCUCUAUGCAUUGGAACCGCGAGAUGCUGUAGCAUUUUCACAGGCUUCCUUUGUGGCCGAGGAAUGCUACUAUGCCUCGAUUCCCCAGAUCAAAGAUAUCGUCGUGCAAACCUUCAAGUCUUCUAUACCGUGCUGUGGUAAGCGUGGUGACUUGGAAGAGCAGGGUAUCUGUUGUUCUAAAUGCCAUUCCUGGCAACACCUGGGGUGUGUCGGUCUGGGAAACCAACCAUUGGACAGUAAUUACGUUUGCUUUGAUUGUUACAAAAAUAGGACCUGUACGACACUUAAACCCGGUCGGAUAAACAGAACCAGUUGUCGACGACGAAGAGAAGGGCACCCGGUCAAAGUGGGAUGUGCUGAACAGUUGCUUCAAUUGCGACUUCUCAAACCCUCCCAUUUACGACCAGAGCUACGACUUGUGAGGAAUCUCCGGCCCAUUCCACCUUGUCUCAUUGAUCACACGAUUCUUUUCAACGGCGCGUUUUCUGGCUUGGCUUAUGGCCUGGAAAAUACAACCUAG